This is a messenger RNA of Pyricularia pennisetigena, 735 nucleotides long. RefSeq lists its product as uncharacterized. The record is from RefSeq and is a predicted model, not a curated record. Bases 1 to 735 code for a protein of 244 amino acids. NCBI's taxonomy places the organism in Eukaryota, Fungi, Ascomycota, Sordariomycetes, Magnaporthales, Pyriculariaceae. The transcript has 4 exons.
AUGGUAGAUUUUGCCCUGACUUCGGAUACUACUUCUACUCCUCUGGCAGUAAUUAAAGAGCAUAUCUAUGCCAGCGACUUUCCGGUAGAUUUAUCUAUUAACCAAACCACAUACAACCCGCUGACUCUGCGGCCUAUUGGUGUAAGCGUCGAGACCAAGGCUUCUGCUGCGGGAGCCGAACAAGGCCGCAUUCAACUUGCUUUAUGGACCAUUGCAUGGUACAAGAGAGUCCAGGCAUGGGUGGAUAGCUGCGCCGAUGAUAUUUGUCUUCCUGACGCCAUGCCAGUUAUCUUGGUUACUGAGCAUGCAUGGAACUUGGCGUUCAUCUGCAAUAGGGGUGGCGAGGCAUUUGAACUGGUAUAUGAAAUCUCGAUUGGGAGCACUUCGAAGCUGCGUGAUUUAUACAAACUUCUGGCUGUAUUGCGCAUUUUGGGUCACUGGAUAGAUACUGAUCUCAGACAAUGGUUCGAGCGGUUGUUCGAGUAUGUAGAUAGGCGCGCAGGUCUGUCCAGACGGUUUAACCAGUUUGCAUUAAAAGAAGAUAACCGCACUUAUGCGGCGAAUUGUAUUCUGUUGGAAAGAUCGUCAGCGCCAAUCGGAAUAUUACAUCAAUUACCGGCCUCGUUGGCUUGGGUUAACUUUUGCGAGCUCGCCCUGAACAUUAAAUUUUCCGAUUUAUCGGAGCCGCCAGAAAUCGUUUGCAAGCCUCAGAAUUCCGGAGACAACUUAUGUUAA